Messenger RNA from Mucor velutinosus, 654 nucleotides. RefSeq lists its product as uncharacterized. Lineage: Eukaryota; Fungi; Mucoromycota; Mucoromycetes; Mucorales; Mucoraceae. The transcript has 2 exons. Bases 1 to 654 code for a protein of 217 amino acids. Gene Ontology annotation, cellular component: mitochondrial membrane. The record is from RefSeq and is a predicted model, not a curated record. Gene Ontology annotation, biological process: mitochondrial proton-transporting ATP synthase complex assembly.
AUGUUGAGACUCUCUAGACAUACUAGCAGCGCAUUAAAAAGAGCCGCUAUUGUACAUCAAUCACCCUUGAGAGUGGUGUCUGUCGCAGCUCCCUUCAAAACUCGGCACUUUACCACCACAAAGCAAGAUGAAGAGAAGCCAGUUACUAUUUAUACAGGACCCCUGGCCAAUGUAGCCAAAAAAUUGAAAUUGUUCUCCAUCACUUCGUUGGGCCUCGGUUGUGGUAUAUCUCCAUUUGUGUUUGCUAUUGAUGUGCCUGUGCCUUUUGUAGCUAAAGCAGCACUUGUUGGCGUAGCGGUGGCUACCAGUGCAGCUUCUACUGGUUUGAUUCAAUGGGUCAUGUCACCUUAUGUCACAAAGAUCACUAUCCCUAAAAAAGUAGCUCAAGGACAACUUCCCCAAGAAUUAACCAUCCAUACACUCUCUUUCACUGCCAAAGAUCACACAACAACCGUGCCUGUAGAUGCGAUCGAGCCAGCCAGCCGUAUUUUCACUAGUUGGAUGAUCAACGACCCUUCAUUAGCCAAAGGAUGCGUGUCCAACAAGGAAGCUAAACCCAAGACUUUAUUGUAUGUUCAUCCUGAACUGUGCGAAGAGGAACAAAGUGUUAUGAAGGAUAUUGUGGAAAAGACUGGUAUUGGAAGAGGAUUUUAA